AUGGAACGCACCACCGUGGCAAAUGAGGGCCACAGCAGCCUGCAUGCAGGUGUUGGAGAUGACAUGAGGGCGAGUUCUGUGAGACACUGUGAAGAGCAGUGCUCACGGAACGGCAAAUGCAACAGCUUCACCUUCUGUGGCGACAAGCAUUGCCACUUGAAGGACAAGGUCGUGAGCAUGGACGAUGAGGGUUUUCCCAGCACGUCCUGGCAAGCCCGAGAUUGCAAGACUCACUACAAGACGCAGUGCAAGGCGCACUGCUACAUGGAACGCACCACCGUGGCAAAUGAGGGCCGCAGUGUUGGAGAUGACAUGGGGGCGAGUUCUGUGAGACACUGUGAAAUGCAGUGCUCCCGGAACCGCGAAUGCAACAGCUUCACCUUCUGUGGCGACAAGUGCAGGCAUUGCCACUUGAAGGACAAGGUCGUGAGCAUGGACGAUGAGAGUUUUCCAAGAGGGUCCUGGCAAGCCCGAGGGUGCAAGACUCACUACAAGACGCUGUGCAAGGCGACCGACUUGGACGAUGACAUUGAAAGUAAUUUCAUCAAUAGCAACGUCACCGACUACUUGCGGAAGAGGGAAGUCAUGGACGAACAGUUCUUGACAGGCUUAGUGACUCAGAUGAAUGACGUCGCAAGUGAUUUCAAUUUAGAUACACCACCAGAUUGGUUUACAAGCAGAAUGGGCUUGCCCACAACAAGUGACGAGGAGACAGCGGAAUGCAUCUCAAGGAUUCAGUCUUUGAAGCGGAAGAUGUGGGACGAAUUCAGAUCGUAUGGUAGCUGGGGUAAGAAGAUUGAUCAUGCAGCUACAACGUUCAAUGCGAAGCGAGAGAGAACUUUUCGCAUCCUCGAAGGUCUUAAUUCCUUUGGUUUGUGGCUGACUCAACCUUUGAUGGAUGAGCCUGCACAUGGCCCUUUGCAGACGUCUAAUCAGACCUUUCGAACCCCACACAUGUGGGCCGGUUUCAACUCGCAGUGCCGCAACAAGGAUGGGCGCACAACGAAGGAAGAUCUGGAAAGUUUCCAGGUCCUUACCAACAGCUACGCUCUUGACGCAGGAACCCACCUGGCGGAGGUCUUGAAGGAGGAGGAAGUGAUGUUUUUGCAAGAAUGUUCUUGGCAUGUGAAGCAAGUAUUCUGGGGGAUGCAAUCCAUGGAUUUCAUGCGAGGCUUGCCCAGUCAGGGCAUUGAGACUGUUUUCAUCUCCUUGAACAAGAGACAUCUGAAAGGAGACUUCGGACUGCAGAACUCCACGCUUUGGCAGAUUCAGCUCCCAGCCUUGGCCCAGAUCUAUGGAGAGUCAAGUGCCAUGCAUGAAGGGAAGGCCUGGAAGCCAGCGCUCGAAAUCUUCGACAUGAAACAGAGCUGCAAGUUGACGGGUGGUGCAGUUGCCAAGAGGUUACAGGGUCUUCUCUGCAAGAAAAACAAAACCGCCAUUCACGUCGAGUGCCGCGAAUGUGCCGACACACUACGUCACUGCCUUGGCCAGCAGGCGAAGCCGUUUCGCUACAAUGCCGCAAAGCAGAUCAUGGAAGUAGACGAGGAAGAAGAUGAUCUUCCAUCCCAUGAUGAUGUAACGGCUGCUCGUGCAGACCCUGCAGGUUCUGCUGAGACUGCCGCUCGCACGAUGCGGGAACAAACGGCACUGAGCAUGACCAAGCAAGACAUGCAAGACCCCAACCAGACGGCAAGAGUGGAGGCAGGCAAUUUCAGCGUUGCCGCGCAGUCGGACGACGACGGGAACAGGCAGUGCUCCGACAGGCCAGAUCUUGACAUGAGUGGACGGCUGCUGGUCAAUCAGGAGACAAAGCGAUGCCCGGACCAAAGUCACCCGAACGGUAAGGGCAACUGCACUUGCGAGGAAGACAAGGUGUUCUCGGGUAGGUGCGGCGAGUACGUGCUGUUAAACACGAUGCCCGAAACAUCCCGUGUUCAAAUAGCUUGCCAGUGUGUUCCAGACCCGCGCAUGCCUGUUUACCUGAAGACCCACGUGGCUGCCAUGGAGUUCUGCAGCGAGCUCGUGCAGGCCGUCUACAAGACACAUCAACGUCCCAAGUUCAGCGACAGCAUUCAGAAGGCUGCUGAGGAAGUGGAGAGACACCUGAAGAUCGCGGUAGCCGAGAAGGCCUGUCAGGCGGCAUUGUCCAAAGCUGAAGCAACCAACAAUUCCGUUGACCAAAUCCUGCGCGGAGUAGCGCCUGAUCGCAUCCCAGACCCAGCGGGAGGCGACAGAGCACAAGCAGAGCUGGCCCAGGGCGCAGCGCUGGCCCUGCAGCAUGUCUGCCGAGACGAGUGCCACUCCCUUGUGCAAAGGAUGACAAAUGAAAGUUCGGAGGACAGUUCCUUAUCACGCCUGGCAGAAAGAACGGCUACAGGACGGCCCCUCCAGGAGCAGUGUGCUAAGACGGUCGUCCAGAAGGUGGAAGGCGAGCUUCUCGGCUGCUGCGCACGCAGCUGCGGCUGGACCGGGACCCGCUGCAGUCUUUGGAACUACAUGGAUGAGGAGGACCAAUCGGAGUGGAAGGCGGAAUGUUGUACCGAAUACAAUAUAUUGAGAAACUCCAGCCGCGAGAAGAUGUGCAACAGCAUGCUCCCGCAAGAGAAGGUGGCGAAGAUGGCCAGGCACGACACCGAGCAGCUUGCGAAGGGGGAUGCUGAAAAGGUGGGUCAGGAUGCCGAAGUGGUCGAAGACGGUGGCAGCAGCCUGCUGGAGGGUGGCAAAAAAGAGGUCUGCCACGUCAAGGCAAAGUCGUGCCCGAAGGGUACGAUUGUGAGGCACUGGAACGCCUGUGCGGAGAAGACUGGAUUCAAGUUUCUGAUCUCAACCGGUGAUAUGUUGAUGGGACAGCUUCCGGGAGUGGAGCAAGGCCUGGAGGCCUGUGCAAACAGCACCAAAGCAGGCACAGAAGCGCUUCUGUGGAGGAGUUCAAAAGGCAAAUGCUACAAGGUCGCAGGUGUCAAUAAGAAAGACAUCACACAGAAGCCCGGCAGCCCUGUUUCGUGGGUCCCUUGUUUACUGUGGUUCGUGUACAUCGGUCAGGAGAGCGAAUAG
Molecule: messenger RNA, 3054 nt
Organism: Symbiodinium necroappetens
Lineage: Eukaryota; Dinophyceae; Suessiales; Symbiodiniaceae
Source: the annotation of a GenBank genome assembly